AUGGCAGCUUCGCAGGGCUGUACGCCCAUCACCGUCCACGGUCGCCAAUUCAAGCAGGGCGACGCCCGCUUCGUCGUGCGCGGCGUCGUCUAUCAGGUGGCGAAUAAAGACGAUCCCAUCGCCGACGAUUGUCUCUCAGGCCUACAAGAGGAUAUCAAGCUCUUCAUCGAGCUAGGACUGAACACCAUUUAUGUUUAUACGAUCGAUCCGAACAAAGCACACGGCCGCGCUAUGAAGUUGUUAGAAGACGCAGGUAUUUACGUUGUCGCCGGCAUAAAAACACCCAAAUACUGCAUUAAUCGCUUGCCGCCUCUGUCCUCAUACACAUCCGAGCAUCUGCAGCACUGGUUCAGCGUCAUCGACACCAUGGCAGUGUUCAACAACACGCUAGGUCUCUUCAGCGGCAAUUCUGUCAUCAAUAGCAACCAGAACAAGAACGGCAAGUCAACUCUUACCGGCGCCUCUGCACCUGUUCUCAAAGCAGUGGCGAGAGAUCUGAAACGCUAUAUGGCGCUCAAGCAUAGCAAGACUGGUUUGAGGGUUCUACCGCUUGGAUAUGCUGCGAGCAUGAUGCCGGAGAAUACCACGGUAUUGCGAUACCUAGCUUCAGGCUCGGUGGCUGAACGACUGGACUUUUGGGCAUGCUGUAAUUACUCCUGGAUAUCGCCGUCCUCUCUCGAGGCUUCAGAGUACGGAGCGAUGAUCGAACAGUACAGUCGGAGAGAUGUCCCAAAUACUCCAGUUUUCUUCUCGGAAUAUGGUGGCCGGCAUCAGGGACAGGCCCGACCGUUCGACGAUACCACGGCGAUCUACUCUCCGCCCAUGCUUUAUCGCUUCUCCGGCGGCUGCGUGUACGAGUUCUUCCAGUCAGUCAAUGAAUAUGGACUUGUUGAAUUCUGCUCAUCCGAACAUGUUGCCACCGAGGCCCUCCGUCGCGCAACGGAAGAACGGCGAAAAGACGUCGUCGAGACUCGUUCGAGAACUGGUGGCGAGAUCAUGGUGUACCGAGAUUUCGUGAACUUGAUGGAGAGGCUAGCGGCAGCCGCGCAGGAUGUCGCUGAUGCUCCCGCUGUAGGGGAAGUAGGUGAGCUGGGCAGUACGUCAGUUGCCGGAGCGUCUGAUCCUCCGACAGCCCAUACAGCCUGGCCUUGGGAGCCUGAGCACGCCGAGCCGAAAAGCUGCGUCGACUGGGCUGCUGUCGAGGAAUCCAUAGGCGGUCUGGCAGAUGGUUAG
Fulvia fulva is the source of this 1233-nucleotide messenger RNA. RefSeq names its product 1,3-beta-glucanosyltransferase. Gene Ontology annotation, cellular component: fungal-type cell wall; cytoplasm. Bases 1 to 1233 code for a protein of 410 amino acids. NCBI's taxonomy places the organism in Eukaryota, Fungi, Ascomycota, Dothideomycetes, Mycosphaerellales, Mycosphaerellaceae. The record is from RefSeq and is a predicted model, not a curated record. The transcript has 6 exons. Gene Ontology annotation, biological process: fungal-type cell wall (1->3)-beta-D-glucan biosynthetic process. Gene Ontology annotation, molecular function: 1,3-beta-glucanosyltransferase activity.